AUGAUGACACCUCUUCCACCCACACUCACACUCAACACUUCGGGAUCAUCCCCUUCAUCGAAUCGUACUCGAACUCCCUCUACGUUAUCCUCUUCAGAUCAGAAUCAUGGCUCUUCUGGUGUGGAAUUUCAAAGUAUGAUGGAUAGUAUUAGUGAUAUCGAAAAUGAAACCAGUGUCUAUGUGAGUGAUGGUGCUUUUAUUGAACAAUUAUUAUUGAGUCAACAACAUAAAGGACUUGGACGAGCUUCUCCAUUGAAUUAUCAAAGACAAAAACGAAAAACUUCUACACCAAAGAGUUCUUCAUCGAGCACAACGACGUCUGGUAAUCAUGACAAGAAAUCAAAAGGACUCACUUCAACUUCUUCCUUUAAAGAUAAAGUCUUUUCAACCAUAAAAAAGGGUCUCGAACAAGUCAAUGCUGUUGCAACUACGGGAAAUACCUCGAAUAAUAAUAGUAAUAGUAGUAAUAGUAGUAAUAGUGGUAGUAAUAGUAAUAGUAAUAGUGGUAGUAGUAGCACUACAAGUAGCAGUGGAAAGAAUAGUAGUGAUCAUCAUUCAUCAUCUUCAACAAUGAAUAAUGAUAAUCAAGUUUCAAUUUCUAUUAAUGAUACUUAUCAAUUGAUGGUUGUUUUUGAUUUUCAUUUAUUUGCUACUGGAGAUGAAAGUAUUGAAAUUCAUUUUGCCAUGUAUUCAUUGAAUGAGGCUCGUUUCAUUAGUGAAAGUAUUGUCAUUUCAAGUGACAGUGGUAAGAACAGAAUUUCAUUAUUUCGAGAUAUUACAGGAAGUAAUUUAUUGAAAGAUGAAUUGUAUUUGGUAGGAAGAGCAUUUAGAAAAUAUGAAUUGGGUCAUCAGAAUUCUAAUAGUUCUGGUAGUAGUAGUACCAACUCUUCAAAAAAUCUCUCUAUUCAUAGUUCUAAUAAUAAUAAUAAUAAUAAUAAUACAGAUGAUUUAGAUAUUGAUACUUUGAGAAGACCACUCGCAGUAUGUGCCAUUCCUUUCGAUACAGAAAGUAUCAAAGAAUUAGCCAAUGGUCAUUCUGUAACCAAAUAUUGUGAAUUUUAUGAAAAGACUCAUGAAAAGAAAUUCACCAUGUUACACGCAGUGAUUGCAGCUCAACACAGUGGAAGAAAACUCAAUGCCAAACCAACUUAUUUAUUAGAGCAGGAUGAUCAUCAUGCUCCAUCAUGCUCUUCAAAUACUUCUAGUACUACUACAACUACAAAUACAACAAACAUGUCAAGUAGUAAUUCUUCCUUACUCUCUGCAAGUAAUAAUUUAGAAAAUUCAAAUGAUAUCAUUGACUUUGCAACGUUAUUAUCAGGAAAUCAAAAGGAUACUUCUCUAGCCUCACUCUCUCGAAAAGGAUCCAUGGUUGGAACUCAUUCACCGAACUCCAUGACUUCCUUGAGUAGUACUGCAUUGGAUUCAUCCAGUGGUAGUAGUAGUAGUAUUGGUAGCAAUAGUAGUGGCAGUGGUUCCAAUCUUCUCUCAAGUCAUUCCUCGAAUCAUUCACUUGUUUCUGCUGCUUCGAGUCAUGAUUCAACAUUGGUUCAGAGUGCACCAACUUCACUCUAUACCUAUACUUCAAUUGGAAGUGAAUGUAAGGCUUUGAAAGAUCAAUUGAAUGUGAAUCUUGUAUUCUAUAAGGGUGAUUAUGAUGUCAUUAUGAAAGAAGUUCCACAAUUUCAACGUUUAUUUACAGCCAAACCCAUCAAUUGGUUCUCAAUCAAUACCAAGAAUGAAGCCAAAACCAAUUAUUCAUUUUUAGAGAAUCGAUGUGAUAUUUAUCCAUGUUUGGAUCGAGCUACUUUAUCAAGUUCUAUUUUGAAAUCGAAAAAUCCACUCAUUGUCAUGCGAUUAUUUGAAGUGAAAAAUCCACAAACGAAGGAAGGUAAAUUUAUUCCCAUUUAUAGAACCAAUGCAGGUGGUAGUAGUAUGAAUCAUAGUACGACAAAGAGAAGUAAUAGUGGAUUAAUCCAUACUGCAGGUGGAAGUUCUCAUCACUUAUUGACUCCCAUCCAAUCGAGUUCCAACUUUGGAAGUUCAUCCAAUUUGACUGCCAGUCCAGGAGAGAAUGGUUCAUCAUCAUCUUCACCCAAUUCUUAUCCAUUGGGUUCUUCAUUCACUCAACAACAACAAGACAACAACAACAACAAUAUGCACAUGAAUGGUCCCUUCUAUUAUUCAAGUUAUGUCUUUUGCAAGAAAACCAAUCCCAAAUAUUUUGAACCCUUUCACAUUGAUGCUUCACAUGUUGAAAAUUUCGAUCAUCUCUAUUUAUAUUUAUAUGUCUAUAAUGUGAAUACGACGAACAAAUCAAAAUAUGAAUUAGAAGAACAACCUGUCUUGAUUGGGUAUUACAAGUUUACAGAUCAAGAUUCACUCAUGAAUUUUGAAAAGAUGAAAUUAAUUGAAUUGUACAAGACUAAAUCAUUGAGUCAUACGAGUAGUAGUACAAGUAAUAGUAAUACAACUACUACAACUACUACUUCUGGCAAUUCAAAUACUACUACUUCUACUUCUACUACUACUGGCAACACGAACCACUCGGAUCAUCAUCCUUACUCUUCAGAUUCCAUGAAAACAUUGAAUCGAACAAAUACGAUAGUGACUUCACGUACCAAUGUUCUUGCAGUAUUACCAGAUUUGAAAAUGAGCAAACCAGAAAAGAACAAUAUCAAAAUGAGUAUCAUCUUUUUCAUUUCCUCCAUUCCUCAUUCACAUUUAUUACAAAUUCUAUUUUUAUGGAAACAAUUUAUUUUGAAAAAUGUUUCCAUGAUGGAAUUAUUGGAACAAGUGAAAAAGAAAAUCACAUAUAAGGAAUGUGUUCUACAUGCUCAUAACUUGUUCAAGUCAUUAUUUUCAAUUUUAGAAUUCUAUGAUGAACAUGAAGAAAUUCGAAACAAAACUCUCGAAACUCUCUUUUAUUUCAUUGGACAAUACUUUUCCAAGACUGAACAAUUGUUUGAACAAAUUGUUUCAAAAAUUCCAAUUAGUGAAAAGGUCUAUCAAUCGAUUUUAAAACAUUUAAAUGAUCGAUUCCAAGAAUCCAUUACAAGUCUUGAAUCUAUUUUAAAAGAAUUCAACUCGAGAUCGAGUACUGAAAUGCGUUCAAGUGUUGGCAAUUCAACCAUUCCAGAUACUCAUUACAAAUCCUUGUAUCAUGCCAUUCAAUCCUUCUCUCUCGUUAUGAUUCUCCUUAAAAAGAGACACUUUUCACAAGAAAAGAAAAAGAUUACUUCAUCGUAUCAAAAAGAAAAACAAUUGAAAGAAAUUCAAGAAUUUAAAGAACAAUUUCAUAGUCUUGUUGCCAAGUUAUUAGCCAUUUUCAAUUUAGAUGGAAAGAAUGUUCCAAAUAUUGCCAUCAUUAAGGGAAAUUUGAUGAAAAGUCUCACUGUGAGCGUUUUUGAUAUUUUACAUGACAUGUUACCACAGAGUCACUUUUCAAAUUUCUUAAAAAGUUUUUUUGAAAGUACAAUGUCCAUUACACUCACUGAGAAGUUUAAUGUUUAUUCCAAUAUAUUGAAAUGUAAAUGUUUCAUUCAUUCAAGUGGUAGUAGUUCAAGUGUUGGUUCAAGUGGUAAUAGUAGUACUCUGAAUCAACAACAAUUUGAUCAUUUCGAUGGGAGUGGUAGCAAUAGUAGUAAUGGAGGUAUUGGAAAUAAUGAAAGUAUGAGUCGUACAGGUAGUAGUGGUGGUAUCCUUUCUCUCUCAGUCAUUCAUUCAUCGGCCAUUUCACAUGUAUUACAACAGAAUACUCGAUAUGAAAUUGUGGAUGUGAUUAUUUUGAAAAUUCUCUUUCCAAUGAUUCGAGAAUCUUUAAAGUCAUGUCUCGAUGGAACAAUGAAUCAAAACAAUACUACUACUACUACUACUACGAAUAUGAACAAUACAACUACCUCCAUAUCGAGUAGUAAUAACACUCAACAAACUCUCAAACAUUACUUGACACUUUUAACACAAAUUGGAAGAUUAUUCGAAAUGACGUUACUCAAUCUUUUGAGUGAAAACAAUGAAGAAGUAUCUAUUCCAACACAAUUGAUCAUGCUCUUUGAACAAUUAUGUCAAUUUGGACCAACGCUCUACCAGUUAGACAUGUCACUGGCCAAUGAAAGUAAGAAGUAUUUGAAAGAAAUGUCAAAUGUCAAUUCAGAUUCUUCAUCAAAAUCGAAAAUAUCUCUCGAUCAAUUAUAUACCAACAACAUGGAAUUGAGAAAGAAGAUUUAUUCACUCUACUAUGUGAUUAUUUAUUGGUGUUCAACGUUACAGAAUUUUGAAUUAUUUAAUCAAACGAUGAAUUAUUUAAAAAAGAAUUCUAAAGAUAGCACAAGUGUCUUCACAUCCAUCUUGUUGAACAUGAUCAAUUGUACAUUGAAUGGAGGAGAAUUUGGUGACAAGUCUUGUUAUCCUUGUGUGAAUCCAUUGGUUUCAGAAAUUGAAAUGUUUCGACCUUUCCAUAAAAAGAGAGUGAAGGACAUUUUUGGAUUUUUACAAUAUUUACAAAAGCAAGAAAAAGAAGCUUCCAAGAAUGUAUUUGUAGAUGGUAACUUGUUGAUUGAGAGUUUAUGUUUGGCAUCCUUCUCAAGUAUUCUUGAAUCCGAAACCAGAAUUACCAUAUUUAGAAACAUGACCGAAUACUAUUCGACUCGUGAACAAGUCUCCAAGUUCAACAACACUCCUAUCACUCCUCUGAAUGUACAAAAAUUCAUUGAAACCCUAUUCCUCAUCUUUUCCUCAAACACAUCUCUGAAACAAAACAACAACUCGAUUAUUACCACUCCUACACCACAACGACAACAAAGAAUUCAUUAUUUAUGGAAUGGAGUGAAUUUGUGUGUAGAAAACUCUUCGUUGAGAAUUCACUUUCAAAGUGGACAAACGUCUCAUCAAGCAGAUAUUCAAUUGGUUAUUAAGAUAUUUAAUCAAUUGGAAUUGAAAAGGAAAAAUCAAAAACUUGGAGAAGCUCAAUCACCACAAAAGAAGGCUAAAAAGAAUGUACUAGCAGAUCGCUAUGAAAUUUUGAAAAAGAUUGGAAAGGGAGGAUUUGGAAGUGUUUUUAAAGUAUGUGAUUUGAAUAGUGAAGAUAAAAAGAUACUCGCCAUGAAAAUUCUACCAAAAGAAGAAGGCAAUAAUGCAGAAUUCAUUCAAAUGUCCAAACUCAAUCACAAACACAUUCUUCCCGUCUAUGAAAUCUUUGAAACCAAAUUAGGAAAUUAUGACAAGUGGUGUUUCACAAUGCCUUUCCUUGAAUUGGGUGAUUUCCAGUCAUACUUGUUGAAUUUGAAAUCUAAUUUACCAAUUAAGAGAAUUCUCAAUUUUAUGGAUCAAAUGUUAUCAUGUAUUGAAUACAUUCAUGGAAGAGAAGUUUAUCACAGAGAUAUCAAACCAGAGAAUUUCCUUUUAAGGACAGAAGACGAAGUCGUAUUGAGUGAUUUUGGUCUUUCCAAAGGUGAUGUUGAAACCGUAGUGACCAAGACAAGUAUUGUUGGAACUGAAUUAUUUCAAUCUCCAGAAUUGUUUGCAGGUGAUGUGAAAGAUGUCUCUAAAACAGAUAUUUAUGGAUUGGGAUGUGUGUUUUAUAUCAUGAUUACACGUGAUUUUCAAACAACUGUUCGAAUUUCCAUCAUGAGUAAUGGAGGUAAAGAAAUUCGAGAGAAAUUAACACAAACAUUGUGUGGUAAUAAUAAUCAUGAGAAUAACAAGACGACGAAUAGUAAUAAUGGUAAUACUAGUAGUAAUAAUAAUAGUAGUAACAAUACUAGUAGUAAUAAUAAUAGUAGCAGUGGUAGUGGUAGCAGUGGUAGUGGUAGUAAUACGACUCGACAAGAUCAUGCUUCAUUGAAUAUUCAAGCUCUGAUUGAUUUUGUCAUGAUCAUGUUGGAUAAGGAUUAUGAAAAGAGACCAUCAGCAAGUGUAGCAAGACAAGUAUGGUUGGAACAAAAGAUUGGUUACAAGACAACUACUAUCGGACAAUAG
Messenger RNA from Naegleria lovaniensis, 5976 nucleotides. RefSeq lists its product as uncharacterized. Bases 1 to 5976 code for a protein of 1991 amino acids. Gene Ontology annotation, cellular component: nucleus. The record is from RefSeq and is a predicted model, not a curated record. The transcript is spliced from 3 exons. Gene Ontology annotation, molecular function: protein serine/threonine kinase activity; ATP binding. NCBI's taxonomy places the organism in Eukaryota, Heterolobosea, Eutetramitea, Acrasida, Naegleriidae. Gene Ontology annotation, biological process: protein phosphorylation; mitotic DNA damage checkpoint signaling.